Pelagomonas calceolata is the source of this 1068-nucleotide messenger RNA. NCBI's taxonomy places the organism in Eukaryota, Pelagophyceae, Pelagomonadales, Pelagomonadaceae. The record is from the annotation of a GenBank genome assembly.
CGAUAGGCUGCCCCGGCCGCAUUUUGACACCGUCCAGGGCAGCAUCGGUGCCUUUACCGCAAGGCCGGAUGCAGACGAAUUGAUUUCCCAGCGAUGCGGCGGCCCCCAGCCUUGUAGUACGCCAAGCCAUAUGAUGCGGCCUCUCUGGCCGCUCCUCACGCUGGCCGCGGCGGCGACCGAUAAAAAUAAACUGCUCGUCGCGCCGGCCGCGGCGGCGCCCGAUCGAGAGAAACCGCUCUACCUCUUCGGGCACAUCCCGAAAUGCGGCGGCGUGUCCUUCGUCGCCGACCUGGUCGGGCGGCUCCACCUCACGAGCUGCUUCGGGCGCAAGGCCGUCGUCGCCAAGGGCGAGAACUGGACGCACGCGAUGGAGCGGGGCCGCUGCAACUUCGUGAACACGGAGCAGUGGCUGGGUGAACACGGAGGCAUGGUCCGGCAUUUCCCGCGGCCGCCGCGCGUCGCCAUCCUGGUGCGAAAUCCUGAGUCGCACGUGCGCUCGCAGUUCGCGCACUGCCAGACGCCCGGGAACCGGGCAAAAUGGCACCUCGACAAAGCUGGUCUCCAUGACUGGGUCACGCGGUGGCGCGACGCGGUGAACGGCGACAAAUCGGCGGUCGCGUCCGCGUUCAAGCUCUGCCACUUUAAUCCAUUAAAUAUGAUGACGACGAAGCUCUGCGGCGGCUACAACCAUAAUGGUUUGAAGCCGAAACAUGGCUGGUCCGAGACGUCUUGUUUGGAGAAAGCAUUGGAGGAGGUCGCGGCCGUGUGGCACAUCGCGCCCCUGGAGAAAUACGACCAGAGUCUUUGUGUGCUGGGGCUGCGCCUCGGCGUGCGGCUGAAGCAGUGCUCCUGCGGCGCGCCGGUGAGCGCGUUCGGCCAGCACAAGCAACAUGGCGUAAAACGCCACGCCGAGAUGAGCGCCGCGACGGUCGCCAUCGUCCGCGACCUCACGCGGACCGACGACGCAGUGUGGCGCGCCGCCACGGAUAGGUUUGACCGCGACGUGGCGCAACUUUCUUCUUCCUGCGCGGCCCCCAGCUCCAGCUCCAGCUCGGAAUAAUAGUAGUG